Molecule: messenger RNA, 4117 nt
Organism: Hyla sarda
Lineage: Eukaryota; Metazoa; Chordata; Amphibia; Anura; Hylidae
Product: zinc finger protein 585B-like
Exons: 13
Coding region: 57-3437 (1126 amino acids)
Biological process (GO): regulation of DNA-templated transcription
Source: RefSeq, a predicted model, not a curated record
ACUAUCCCCCUCCAGCUGACCCCGUUGUCUCCUCUUCUCCUGAAUGACCCCCAAGGAUGGACAAGGACAGGAAUGAGAUGACUAAGAGAAUAUUACACCUCACCUUGGAGAUCCUCCACCUGCUGACCGGAGAGGAUUACACCAUAGUGAAGAAGACAUCGGGGGAGUGUGUGGCCCCCAGAAGCCAUCUACAGGAGUCAGGAGGACGGAGCAGGGCCCGGGGCCCCAUCAUGGAGCCUACACCUCACUCACCGAUACAUGAUCAGAAGAUACUAGAACUUAUCCACAGGAUCACUGAACUGCUGACUAGAGAGGUUCCUAUAAGGUGUCAGGACGUGGCGGUCUAUUUCUCCAUGGAGGAGUGGGAGUAUGUAGAAGGACACAAGGAUCAGUACAAGGAUCAGGUCAUGAUGGAGGAUCAGCAGCCCCUCACAUCACCAGAAAAUCCCAGUAAGAAUUCUGAGGGAAACUUCAUGUUAUUGACAAAUAAUAACGUAGAAGAUGAAGAUAUGAUAGAGCGCUCCUCAGGAGAAGACCUCCUCACCCCUAAUGUCCAUCCAGGACUUCACAGUACAGAUCUAUACUAUAACAAUCCCCCUGAUCAUGAGGAACCUUCUCCUGACCAAUCACAGAUUGUUACCUCAAGGACAGAUCAAAAACAUGGUAAAGGUUUUCAUCGUGAUGAAUGUGGAAAAGAUUUUACAAAAAGAUUGGCUCUCGUUGCUCACAGGAAAAGUCACACAAGAAAGAAACUGCAUGUGUGUUCAGAAUGUGGGAAAUGUUUUAUAGAGAAAUCCCAACUUGUAAUACAUGAGAAAAGGCACACAGGUGAGAAGCCAUAUUUGUGCUCAGAAUGUGGGAAAUGUUUUAAACAUAAAUCACAUCUGGUAAUACAUGAGAUAAUUCAUACAGGAGAGAAUCCGUUUUCAUGUUCUGAAUGUGGGAAAUAUUUUACAAGUAAAUCCAGUCUUGUAAUACAUAAGAGAAGUCACACAGGAGAGAGGCCAUAUUCCUGUUCAGAAUGUGGGAAAUGUUUUAUGCAGAAAUCAUAUCUGGUCAUACAUGAGAGAAUUCACACAGGAGAGAAACCAUAUUCCUGUUCAGAAUGUGGAAAAAGUUUCAUAGAGAAAUCACAGCUUGUCAGACAUGAGAGAAGCCACACAGGAGAGAAGCCAUAUUCAUGUUUAGAAUGUGGGAAAUGUUUUACAAAUAAAUCACAUCUUGUAUCGCAUGAGAGAAGUCACACAGGAGUGAAGCCUUAUUCAUGUUCGGAAUGUGGGAAAUGUUUUACAAGCAGAUCAAAUCUUGUUGCACAUCAGAGAAGUCACACAGGAGUGAAACCUUAUUCAUGUUCACAAUGUGGGAAAUGCUUUAUGCAGAAAUCACAACUUCUUAUACAUGAGAGAAGUCACACAGGAGAGAAGCCGUAUUCAUGUUUACAAUGUGGGAAAUGUUUUACAAAUAAAUCACAUCUUGUUUUACAUGAGAGAAGUCACACAGGAGAUAAGCCAUAUUUAUGUUCAGAUUGUGGGAAAUGUUAUACAAGUAAAUCACAUUUUGUUAUACACGGGAGAAGUCACACAGAGAAGCUCACAGGUCCUACAGCUCCAAUAUUUUGUAGCAGAUACAGAGCAGGUCCUGGUGCAUUACAUGAGGAGGAGGUGACCCCAUCGUCUCCUCUUCUCCUGAAUGACCCCCCAAGGAUGGACAAGGACAGGAAUGAGAUGACUAAGAGAAUAUUCCACCUCACCUUGGAGAUCCUCCACCUGCUGACCGGAGAGGAUUACACCAUAGUGAAGAAGACAUCGGGGGAGUGUGUGGCCCCCAGCAGCCAUCUCCAGGAGUCAGGAGGACAGAGCAGGGCCCGGGGCCCCAUCAUGGAGCCUCCACCUCACUCACCGAUACAUGAUCAGAAGAUACUAGAACUUAUCCACAGGAUCACUGAACUGCUGACUAGAGAGGUUCCUAUAAGGUGUCAGGACGUGGCGGUCUAUUUCUCCAUGGAGGAGUGGGAGUAUGUAGAAGGACACAAGGAUCAGUACAAGGAUCAGGUCAUGAUGGAGGAUCAGCAGCCCCUCACAUCACCAGAUGGAGUCAUGGAUAGAAAUCCACCCGAGAGGUGUCCCCGUCCUCUGUAUUCCCAGGACUGUCCAGAGGGAAAUGUCCUAGAAAAUCAAAAGGGUGAAGAUCUGAUCGAUCUUAAGGUUGAGGUGAAAGAUGAAGCAGAAGAGGAGACGGAUUUCAUUGCUGAUCAGCAGUAUGGAGUCAUGGAUAGAAAUCCACCCGAGAGGUGUCCCCGUCCUCUGUAUUCCCAGGACUGUCCAGAGGGAAAUGUCCCAGAGAAGCAUCAGGGGGGAGAUCUGACUAAUAAUAAAGUGGAGGAUGAAGAAGAGAGGAUGAGGGGUCAUCACCCGUGUAUGAGGGAAGUGAAGGAGGAAAUUCCGGGAGGUGUUACCCCAGAAAAUCCCAUUAAGAAUUCUGAGGGAAACUUCAUGUUAUCGCUGAAUUAUAAAGUAGAAGAUGAAGAUAUGAUGGAGCGCUCCUCAGGAGACGACCUCCUCACUCCUAAUGUCCAUCCAGAUCUAUCCUAUAGUAAUCCUCCUGAUCAUGAGGAACCUUCUCCAGACCAAUCACAGAUGAUUACGACAAGGACAGAUCAGAAAGAGGGGAAAAGGUUUCAAUGUGCUGAAUGUGGAAAACAGUUUUCAAGGAGAUCAGGUCUUUUUAUACACCGAAGAAUUCACACAGGAGAGAAGCCAUAUUCAUGUUCAGAAUGUGGGAAAUGCUUUAUAAGUAAAUCCUAUCUGGUAAGGCAUGAAAGACGUUACAAAGGAGAAAAGCCAUUUUCAUGUUCAGAAUGUGGGAAAUUAUUUGCAAAUAAAUCAAAUCUUGUGACACAUGAGAGAAUACACAAAGGGGAGAAGCCAUAUUCAUGUUCAGAAUGUGGAAAAUGUUUUAUACAGAAAUCAAAUCUUGUUUCACAUAAGAGAAGUCACACAGGAGAGCAACCGUAUUCAUGUUCAGAAUGCGGGAAGUGUUUUAUACAGAAAUCAAAUCUUGUUACGCAUGAGAGAAUUCAUAAAGGGGAGAAGCCGUUUUCAUGUUCAGAGUGUGGGAAAUGUUUUACAAGUAAAUCUGAUCUGGCUAAACAUGAAAAGAGUCACAGGGGAGAGAAGCCAUAUUCUUGUUCAGAUUGUGAGAAACGUUUUCUCCAGAAAUCGCAUCUCAUUUCACAUGAGAGAAGCCACACAGGAGAGAAGCCGUAUUCGUGUUCAGAAUGUGGUAAAUGUUUUAAAGAUAAAUCAAAUUUUGUCAGGCAUAAGAGAAUUCAUACAGGAGAGAAACCGCAUUCUUGUUCGGAAUGUGGGAAAUGUUUUAUUACUAAAGUCAAACUAAGGAUCCAUCAGAGAAGUCACACAGGAGAAAAAUCAUAUUGAUGUUCUAUAUGUGGAAAAUGUUUUAUAAAAAUUUUUUUUUUUUUUUUUUUCGAAAUUUACCAGAGAAUUUUUGCUGAAUAACCAAAUUGUAUUUAUUGGAGGCCAACUGUGAACGGGGUCAACAGAGUACCUGUAUUCAUGAUCUCACCCACAUCCAAAUGAUAGGGGAUAAGAUGUCUGAUCGUGGGGGUCCCGCUGUUGGGGCCGGGUUCCUGUGACAGUGGUCGUGACCUCACAGCCAUGCCCCCUCGUGAUGUCAUGCCCCCUCUAUUCAUGUCUAUGGGAGGGGGCGUGUCUGUCGACACGCCCCCUCCCAUAGACAUAAAUAGAGGAGGCGUGUCAUGAUGUCACAAUCACGGCCUCCAGCUACAAGCGCUCUGAACAAAAUGUUUAGAACGCUGGAGCACCAGUGUCCCUUUAAAUUCCUGGUUUUGCCUCUGUGGCACUAACAGCCCCCAGCAGGUGCCCAUUAUAAGACCUCAUACACACCAGUAAGUAGGUCCAAAACAUGCACAUCUUUCCAUUAGACUUUUUUCUGCUUAUAUCUUAAUCCCAGUUCUAACCUACAAAUGUAGAUGAAAGGUAGUGCCAAAAAUAAAUAAAAAAUGGCCUUACUGUAUCCUAGUCUCUUGUCCUACUUUCCACUCUUCCUUCUUAAACUGUACCUGUUGUUAACAAAA